This is a messenger RNA of Lotus japonicus, 1366 nucleotides long. RefSeq lists its product as uncharacterized. Lineage: Eukaryota; Viridiplantae; Streptophyta; Magnoliopsida; Fabales; Fabaceae. The transcript has a single exon. Bases 315 to 1061 code for a protein of 248 amino acids. The record is from RefSeq and is a predicted model, not a curated record.
GUUAUGGACGCAUGCUUAGAAAUAAAGAAAGACCCAUCUCUUUAAAGCAGGGUCCUCUUUCAUGUUGUUACGUUCUAUGAUCUGAUUUUUUAAGAUCAAAGUUUAUGUUUCUUAUUUCGUCUAUCUAAGUAUAUAUCUACUAGCUAGUAUCAUUUUCCUCUAAGAUUUGUUGAUAAUCACAAGGCAAUUGAUCUGUUUGUUUUGAAGAAAGAUCAUAGCCUAUUUUGCUGGUUUUUCGUUGUUCACUGUUUGAUCCAGAUCCAGUUUCGUUUUCAAUCAUACAAUUAACUUAAUUACUCGUUCCUUUGCUUCUAAUGGAUUCUGUUUUGACUCUUCACGCAAUGGAACAAUCUGUUGCUGCUCCUAACAAGCAAAUGAGAAUCAAAACCCCAAAGAAAAACAACCGAAGAGGUAAUUUCAAUUCUAACACCUCUGGCUCUGAGAAUUUUGCAGGUCUCUUGAAUCCUCCUCUUCUUCCUCCUCCUUCACGCACCAUGUCUUUGUCCAGCUCCUUCUCCAAACCACUGCUCUCAGUCUCACCUUCUGUCUUCAAUCAUCAAAACGGACAGAACCAGAGCCAGAACCAGAACCAACCACCUCUGCUUCCUCUGCCUCAUGCCUCUGCAAUUUAUCACAACCACCAGCCUCUGCUUUCACGAAGCCAGAGCAGCAGCAAUAUCCAAGGUGGCAGAAGAAACAACGGAACGAAAAACACGUCCCUGACAGCGAAGAAAUCAAAACCAACCAAGCGAGAGGAAGCGAACAAGAGAUCAUCAGCAGCACAAUCUCUGAUAUCCGCUUCCGAGAAUCGGUGGGGACCUGACCCGAAAGACCUUCCCAAGCAUCUGCCUGUUGUUUUGACCUCGAAGGAGGAACCGGUGGACAUGUUUUUAGGAUCCUCGGGUUUCAAUCUGAUUUCGCCACCGCCGAGCAGCUUGCCGCUGCCGAAAUUCUCUCUGAGAUCGAAGCUCAGCUGCAACGCGGAAGCCUCCGCGGCGGGGAGUGUUGUUGAUGACGACGGAGCAACCAAUAAUCUCCGGCGACUUCUACGCCUUAUGUGAAGCUAGCAUGAAUUGUAUGGUAGCUACUUUGUUGGACCACGUUAAUUAUAACUUACUACUUAUAUUAUUAUGUAAAUAAGAAGAUCAGUGAGGGUAGAUUGCUGAUCUGGGUGACUGAUGAACGUCCCUUGUUUAAUUUUUAUCUUUUUUUUUUUGAGUUUGUUUGAUGAAUUUGUGUGCCCUCCAUGUUUUUUUGAAUUGGGGUGCACAUGAAUGGUGUGUGUAGUUUCUUUGAAUGUGUACUAUGCACCAUCAGUUAAUGUACCAUUUCCAUAUGCAAUGUGUAUUUUCUCCUUAUUUUAUGA